Molecule: messenger RNA, 10334 nt
Organism: Nycticebus coucang (slow loris)
Lineage: Eukaryota; Metazoa; Chordata; Mammalia; Primates; Lorisidae
Product: KIAA1671 ortholog
Exons: 14
Coding region: 442-5910 (1822 amino acids)
Source: RefSeq, a predicted model, not a curated record
GCUGUGUGGCUUUGCGUGGGUGACUUCACUUCCCUGAGCCUUCAUUCAUUUAUAGAAAGAAGAUGCUACGAUUUUCCCUGUGGCGUCAUGCGGGAUUGAAAGGCUCUCUGAGCCUUUUUAACUAAGCCUCUUGCAUAUAUGAUGAAAAGUCCUUUCUGGGGAGUCCUGUUUGUAUGCAGUUAUAGCAAGGCACACCAAGGGAAGGAAGCUUGGGGUGUGGAGGGCCUCCCCGCAGAAGCGGUGGCCAGUGGACCUGCUGGAACCAGCCUGCCUCUCCCUGCCGGCUCUGCCAUGGGAGCGUGCUGACAGCCCCAUCCACGAUGAGAUGUGAGACUGCUGGCUUUACCCAGCAAUCACGCCCCCCUACCCGGGGCCUACUGGCUCAGCAGUUGCUUUUCUACUCCUGAUGUCCUUAAUCCCCAUGGAUCCUCAACCAUAACCAUGGUCGCGCGGGUCGAGGUCGGCUCCAUAGCGUCCCUGACUGCAGUGCCAGGCCUCGGUGACAUUGGCAAAGAGGAAACCCUGAAGCGGACUUACUUCUGCCAGCCUGGUGAUACCUCUGGGGCUCCCUCAGCCCGGAUCUUGGAAGGAAAGAGCCUGCUGAGGAGCCCAGCUCGCUUACUCCCCUUGCCGAGGCUCUCCCCUAAGCCCUUCUGCAAGGAGCAGGCUCCUGCAGAUGGGAAACCCCCUGUGUCGUCUUUGCUGCACAGUCUGCCCAACCUGUGUCCUUCUGGUGGGCUCUCUGAGGAGGUGGCAGCAGAGGACCUGGAUAAGAGGAUGCCCGGUUUGGUGGGGCAGGAGGCUGAUGAUGGGGAGAGACCAAGGAGAAGCUCAUCUCUGUUCACCAAGGCUGUGUUCCUGCGGCCCAGCCCCAAUGCUAUGAUUCUCUUUGAAACCACCAAAACUGGCCCCACUCUGGGGAAGAUGGUCAGUGAGGAGAUGCAGGAGGCCAAGGCAGGCAUGUCUCAGGAGCCCCCUUCAGGCACCACGCUUGAGGUGGCUGCCAAGCCCCCUGUGCCCACCCGAAAGCCCCCGGGGACCCUUCCCCGACCAGCCUCCCUGCCGCAGGACAUGAGGCCAGCUGCAGCCCAAGAGGCGGUAGGCCAAGACCAGGCUGUCUCAAAGGCCAGUGGUGUGGAGGACACGGCGGGCCCUGCUCCGGAGCCCAGACCUCGCCUAAAGAGAAGGCCCGUGUCAGACAUUUUUAUAGAAGCCCUUCAGCCUCAGAAGCCAGGCCCUGGCGGUGCAGCCACUGUGGGGAAAACACCACCCAUCCCUCCUGAGAAGACGUGGGUGAGGAAGCCCCGGCCUUUGUCCAUGGACCUCACAGCCCCGUUUGAGAGCAAAGAGGCCUUGCUGAGGAAGACGGCCGAUGAAGCGAGUGGAGCCACAGUGGGCUCAAGCGCUGACCGCUGGGGCCCAGAGAGGUCCAAACCAGAGCCCAAGGUGGACAAGGAGUGUUUGGCCAAGGCAGAGCCCCCUCUUCAUGGCAUGAAUUCAGAAUUCCUGGAGGUGGCCAGAAAAAUGCAUGAACAGCAGGAGAAAGUGCCUUUGAAGCAUGACACGGGUAGCCUCAGGGCCCCAGGGGCCUCAGCCAGGGUUGUCCUGAGAGAUGACCUGAGUCCUUCGGAAGAGCAAGUCAAGCUGGCCCGCGAGCAUGAGAAAGCACCUGAGUCCCCUUCGCCCAGGCCAGGAAGAGACUCAGAACUUGCUGAGGUCAAGGUCAGACCAGUUGACAGAGGAGUCCCAGCCCCUGCAGGGGGCAAGUGGGCCUCCAGGGGGAGCAUGAAGAAGUGUAUCAGCCUGCUUGGGGAGGACAGCGCUGUGCCCAUGUCCUUGGCAGCGGGGCCUGGACCCCCGUUGGCCACCCCUGAUUCCCCAUUGGCAAUGGCAGAGCCCAAGAAAGUGGGUGUGAGUGUCCAGGAGCGGGUCAGAGGCUGGGCUGCUGAGAGCUCCGAGGUGAAGCCCGAGAUGAGGAGGAGGACAUUCCAGGCUCGGCCGCUGUCCGCAGAUUUGACCAAAGUGUUUUCAAGUUCAGAUUCAAGCAAGGAAGUCAGAUAUGAGAAGUGUGCUGAGCUGAGUGGCGAGCUUUCUAAGAAGCUGAGAGAAAAGCCAAAGGACAGGCCUGGUCUGGUUGAAACAUCUGCUCCAAGAAGCCCCUGGAAGCCGGUGACACUCCAGGAAAAGUCUAGGCAGAUGGAGCAGAAAGACAGUUCUAACCAAGUCCCUGACAACGGCUGGGGUGAGAGCACAGCAGGAACUCCUGACGUCACUCCAGAAGAUGAGGGAAGCUUCCAGACCGUGUGGGCCACAGUGUUUGAGCAUCAUGUGGAGAAACAUACUGUGUCUAACCCCACGAGAAGCUUUCUCUUAGCCAUGCCCCCCAAUAAUGUGCCCGAUACACGUGUCCAAGAACCCAGGCCCAGGCCAGAGAAAGGCUCUUGGCUAGGGAAGGACCCACUGGAAACAACAAACCUCAAGAAAGACAACCCCAGGAGCCUUGACAAUCCUAAGACAGAGAAAUCGGGACAUAAUGCUCUUUUGAAUGGAGAGGGUGAGUCAAGAAGGUAUCACACAUCUCUCCAGGAAAAAUACCCUUUGGGUGAAAAACACAACAAGAGCCCUUUCAUAAAACACUCAGAAAAUUCUUCCGCAUCCCAGAGGAUUGAGCCCAAGUAUGACAUUAUGCACACAGUGGGGGGCCGCGCUCACAGCGAGGCCAUCUCAACAGCACCAGAGAAGAAAGCGGUGACCCUCCGGAGCAGCAAGUCUCAGUCCUCACUGAAGGGGAGGCACCUGUCCCAGGAAGUCACCCUGGCUGAUCUGGAGUCUGGUCCAGAGAGUCAGGUGGGGUCUGUCCAAAGGGUCAGUUUGAUUUGGGAAACUCGAGGGAUGCAUGAGUCUAGUGGGCCAAAGCUUGAUUUUCGAGAGUCAAAGGAUGUGAUUGGGGGCAAUUGCCUGUCGCCCAGAUGGACAGGUAGGGUGGUAGGGAGCUGGCAUGAAGUGGUCAGUGAAGAGCCCCAUUCUCCUGGGACCACCUCCAUGAGCACUGUCAAGGCUCCUGUCUGGGAGACCCAGCAUGAAGGGCCCGAAGGGACUGGACACAUGCCAGGAGUAGAAGCAAGGGGUCCUCCCCAGGAGUGCUCCCUGGGUCCUCCUUCCAAGGCUAAGGUUGAGCCCUUUGAAUUCCAAGCACAAGCACAUCCAUAUGUGUCUCCUGUGCAGAAAGGGACCCUUACUGCACCUGCCAGUGAGGGUGACCAAAGGCUGGUCCAGAUACCAGAGCCUGAAGUCAAAAUGAGGAAAGCUGGUUUGAUUGACCAGAGAAUGGACAGAUGGAGACGACGGACUCUACCCCAUGAUGUGAAAUUUGAUGCAUUUGGUUUCCUCACCCCAAAGAACUUGUCGAAGGUGGAGGAGAGACAGACUGAUUAUUUGACUCACACACCUGGUGCCUUAAAAAAACCUCAGCUAUCCCCCAAUAGGGUGGAGACCCAGGAGGUGAACCCAGGUGCUUUACAGGACCAGACUGUCUCAGUGGUAAAGCAAGAGUCACCUGUGGAACCCAAGGCAACAUUUUUUGCAGUAACCUAUCAGAUUCCUGAUAUUCAAAAGGCAAAGGGUGUUGUUAUAUCAGGGCUUGACAACUUGCUGGAACAUUCUAGAAAAAUCACUCCACCUUCCUCUCCUCAUUCUUUCACAUCAACUUUGGUUUCUCUUAACCAUGAAGAGCCACUGGAGGCAGUGGGCAGUAAAAACUGGACUAAGGGAAGAGUGCAUGAAAAUGUAAGUGUUUUAAAAAUUCUGAAGCCGACAGAGCGCCCAUCAUCUGUUGGGGACAAGAUUCUGGAAACUUCUAGGGAAAAAGUCAUCAACGUGGAUGCUUUAUGGCGUCAUCCAGGAUCUGAAGAUGGCUCUGGUUUUCAGAACAAUUGGAAGGAUACCGGAAGCAGGAUGUCCCCUAGCAACACUGCUCCGAAAACUACCCCGACUUUGAAGAAUCGUCCAAAGGAUCUCGUUAGAAGGAGGACAGAGGUGAUCAGUGAGACAUUCCCAGGCAAGAUCAAAGAUGGCUACAGAUUGAGUGUGCUGGACAUUGACGCGCUGAUGGCUGAGUACCAGGAGCUGUCUAACAAAGUCCCUGGCGAGGCUCAGGAGUGGAAGGAGAGCCGGACUUUGGUGCCCAGCAGCUCCCCUUGGGAAAGGCCAGGUGGGGUGGGACAGAGGAGGAGGAGCGUGAAGGACACCUCCGAAGCAGAGGGUCUCCGGAAACAAGCUGCUCCAGAAACAAAGCACAGCUCUCCCAGUUCAGGCAGGCAGCCGGCAGAGACCCUAGGGGCAGCCACGAACACCAAAGCCAGCUCUCCUUUGUGGGCUCUGCCACAGGGGACUCCUUCUGAGAGGUAUCCAGGGGUCUCUUCUGUCUCUGAAGGCUCCAGGAAAAAAGGCUUAGGAAUUACAGAGGAAGACAACAAUGCCUUUGCCAGUAAACAUCACAAUGCAAAGUGUCCAAACGACCCAGCUGAGUUGAAGAAGCCCUUUGGUCGGGAGGAUCUGGGAGGGAGGGUCAGAGUGUCACCCAAAUCACCCCCUGCUGACUGGAAGAAAGGGAGCCUGAGGAAAUCCGCUGAGUGGGGAGAGGAAGACAUUGUGGCCCAGUGGGGAGACCACCCACGUGACUGUGGCAGGUCGCCCAUGGAUGUCAAGAGGGCCUAUUCAGAGAAGGGGCCCCCUGCCAUGAUUCGAGAUGGUCUGUCCAUCAUGCAUGAAGCCAGAGAGAGGAGGAGAGAGCAGCCCAAAGAGAGACACAGCCUCCCGGGGGAGAGUUCAAAAGCCAAACUGGGGCCCUCCUGUUGGGAGUCAGGGAUUCCAGAUGGUCACAAGUUGCUGCCUCGGGACCUGGAGAAGGAGAAUGUGAUCCAGGACAGUGAGCACCCGCCCUGGCACAUGAGCCCUGCGGCCUUGGGUCCCCGAAGAAGCCACAGCUUCUCUAAGGACAAGAGGAGUGGGCCCUUUGUGGACCAGCUGAAGCAGUGUUUCUCCAGACGAACCCCGCAGGCCAAGGACACAGACACCCUCGUGCAUGAAGCCGACAGCCAGUAUGGGACAUGGACAGACCAGCGCCAGAGCAGGGAGAGCUCAGCCCCGGAGUCCCCAGACAGCAGUGUCACAUCGACACAGAAACAGCCCCCCAGUAGCCGCUUAUCUUCUCUGUCCUCCCAAACGGAGCCCACCUCAGCUGGAGACCAGUACGAAUACUCCAGGGACCAGCAGAGCACUAGUGUGGACCGUUCCAGCACUGACCUGGAAUCUACCGAUGGAACAGAGGGGCCACUCCCACUGGACUCCUGCCCUGUAAAGAGAGUGGACGACUUCUCCUUCAUUGAUCAAACCUCAGUCCUCGACUCAAGUGCCCUCAAGACCCGGGUGCAACUCAGCAAGAGAAGCCGCCGCCGGGCUCCCAUCUCCCACUCCCUCCGGCGCAGCCGCGUCAGUGAGUCGGAGAGCAGGUUUCCCUUAGAGGAAGAGACUGACAACAAGUGGAUGUUCAAGGACUCAACCGAAGAGAAAUCACCCAGGAAGGAGGAGUCAGAUGAGGAGGAGAAGCCAUCUAGGGCUGAGAGGACACCAGUCAGCCAUCCUCACAGGACACCGGUGUUACCAGGAGUGGAUCCGGCAGUGCUAAAGGCUCAGCUGCAUAAGAGGCCAGAGGUGGACAGUCCUGGCGAGGCCACCAGCUGGGCCCCUCAGCCCAAGGCCCCCAAGUCCCCCUUCCAGCCUGGGGUGCUGAGCAGUCGCGUGCUGCCCUCCAGUGCGGAGAAGGGCAAGAGGUCAGAAGAGCCCUCUCCCCAGUGGCUAAAGGAGUUGAAAUCCAAGAAGAGGCAAAGCCUUUAUGAGAAUCAAGUUUGACCAGACAGGGGACUCUGCCACGCGUCUAAUUAACAGAAGCCUUAACCGUCAGAACCCACAGAGGAGGCCGAGCUGCUGCCGCUGCUUCCUGCACCACGCUUCCUUCCAUGCCUGGGCCCUUCCUGUUCGGUGGAGGACACCGUCCAGUGGCCCCCUACCCUUGGCAAGCCCUCCCCAGAUCCAGACGGGAAGACCCAUGCUCUGCAAGCACUUCUGACUGCAAAAGAAGCCAGGCUGCCCCAAAACAUCUAUGCGGGUUGUUUUGCUUUUUAUGUGAAAAUUUCUACCCACUUUAGACAACUUCAGCACCUUCAGGAAACAUCAGUGAGAGGCUGGACUAUCUUGUUCUGUUCUGAAAAACACCUGAAUUGUGAAAGCACCUCUUUGCCUCACCACAGGGCAGGUGUUUUUUUGGAAGAACAUUUCCAAGGAAGGUCAAAUGGUUCCUUUCCUGCUGUAGUCUUGGUCCAAGGUAUUACCACCGGGAUGGGGGGUUUGACUGCUUUUGGGGGCAAGUUUCUUCUCCUCAACGAAUCAGCAGUUCUGUUUUUUAAACCUUCCCCGAUGCUUUCGAGACUGUUUACCCUUCUAGUAGGGCUGUGUGCAUAGUCGAUCUGCGUCAUUUAAUGUCACCUUUGUCUGCUUUAGAAGGCGAAAAAGCAAUAAUUCAGCCAAUUUUCUUUGAAACUUGACAUAUAUAUAUGUUUUCGUGUUAAAGGACAGGAGGAAAGAUGUGUGAAUAGUUUGUUUUGAAGUAUCCAAUCACCUCAGGUUAUCUAGUCCCUAUCCAAGCAUUUUAGGAAUUUUAAUUGUCACUCUUGCAUAUAUUUUCCUGGUUUCUCUUCAUUGGAGCUCUGAUUUCUGUGGAGCGACCUUUGUCCCUCGGCCUCAAGGGUUCCUAAACUGCAGCCCCAAUGGCAAUGCCUUUGCCACUUAACGUCAGACCCGCCCUAGGGAUCUUCUUCUCUCUGUAGAGUCUUUUUUGAACACAACCUGGCCUGCUGGUGGUUCCAAAUUGGCCUCAGAACAAAUGCGUGAAUGAGGGGUACUUUUUUGUUUCUUCUCACCUCAUUUUUUCUGUGCUUAACUUCACCCACUUUCCUUGGUUCAGAUGCAAGUCUUAAUGGAAGCUCUUCUUUGCAGGGGAGCCCCCCAGGUGAGGGAUUCUGGACAGAAGUGCGGGGUGCUAGAUGAUGUUAGGUUGGCCAUGCCUCUUUUUUCUUGUUAGCUAUAAGCUCAUUCCUGGGAAUCUCCAAGACCUCUGGGGGCUUCCAGAGACUCUCUGCUCUGGCCUUUUUGGAAAUCCUUAGUACCAGCCUUCUCACUUCUAAAGCACAAGGCUGCAGCAAACAUCCCAGAUAUGCUUGGCUGGCCACAUGCCAUGCCUAGAGUUGCCAUAAUCUUUGUGCCAACCUUGCCUGAGAGACGCCCAUUGUGAGUUGCUUGGGCAGUUCAUAGGUGUGAACUCUCCUCUGUUCAUAGGUGUGAACAGUCCUCUGUUUGUCUCUAGGUUAAGAGGAACACCCAGGUCCUGGUGUGGGUUGUUUCAGCACCAGGGACAGCACCUGCAGGGCCAUGGCCCCCACCUCCACCCCCACCUGCCCAUGGGUGGUGUGCUGGCCCUGUCGGCACCCGGCCUUGUGUCUAGAAGCCUCAUGCAUCUGGAUUUGGGUGCUUGGCCCUGCUUGGCCUCCUCUUCAUUUGCUGAGCUAGGGGUUGGUCAGUUGUCUUGGCCAUUUGGGGAUUUAAUUCUUCCAAGAACUGCUUCCAUUAAUUUUUUUUAAAGAUUCAAGUCAUGUUUUAUAACAAUUGGAUGUGAUGGCUUUUCAUGUCAGUGGGACGCCCUCCCCUUUAAAAUGAACUCCUCAUGUUUCAGCCCUGACUCCUUUUCCUGGCUACAGUCUUCCCUUCAGGUAGAAAGGGCCCUUUGGUACCACCUCAGGCAGUAGGAAGGAAGGCACCUGCUUAAUAUGUUGAUACUCACCAGGCAAAAUUCUCUCUUCUCAACUAGUCGUGUUUUAGUCCAAGAAUACCUGACAGGAAAGAAAAAAGAUCUUUUGCCUAGCCUCUCACACCUUGAUUGGAAAUAACCCAUUUAAUUCCGUGCUGAUGAGGACAUACAAAGUCCAUCCCUGCUUUGUAUGACUAGGGCAAGCCCAGAAGGGGCUUCAGCUCCUUUCACUUUCUGCAGCCUUGUCCCUCCAGCACCACCAAGCAGACAUGACCUCUGGGCCCUAUUCCUGAUCGACACAAUGAGGCCAGAAGGGACUAGUGCUCUGGAGCCUUUGCAGAGAGCUGGGCCCAUGGGUUAUUUAUUUCUCCUCUUUCUGAACUGUGGGAGCUCUUUGCCUGGAGCCCUCUUUGUAAAUCUGUCUUCUUUUAAACUCACUUAAAUAUGCCUUAAUACCUGUGUGCAAUCAAGUCACCUUCCCCCCUGGGGCUUUGGCUGCCCACACAUGAGUCUUAUGCAGAAUGCAAAUCCCUGUGUGUGUACAAUCAGUAUCCCUCCCCCCACUCUCUGCCCCUUUGCACAUCAGCAUUUUGACAGCUGGUCUUUUAGUAAGUCUGUAUCUUUUUCCCCUCCAGUAGAUAAGCUUCUUCCUGGCCCUUCGCCUCGUGAAACAGGCUUUUGGCCUGUGAAAUUCCAUGGUGAGGUCUCAAAAAUCAGCGUUGGGGAGAAUCAGUCCCACCAGCGAAAUUCCCAUGAAAGGGAAACCUUGUGGUAUUUGGGACAUUUGGGGUUGUGAAUGAAGCUGACAUGGCAGCUGCAGGUUUUCCAGGAUUCAGGGAAAGGACAAUCGGAUAAGGAUAUUUUCUGGGGUGGGGUCAAGCCAAGUCACAUGCUUUCAGACAAACGUGUUGUCCUUCCUGCUUCCCCCAAAGUGUGGCCAACUUCCAGGUAUCCCUAAGGAGUGAGAACAAACAUAGGCAUAAGCCCGAGGUCGUAACCCUUAGCGGCUGAGUACGGGAUUUAGAAAAGCUGUCAGCAUGAUUUCCCUACAGGAGAACACAGCUACUCUCACCCAAUGCUCAUGGCUGCCUGGUUGAGCUGUUCUUUAAAACAAUUUUUUUUUUUUUAAUCAUGAUAUGCCCCCUAGAUGGCUCUGAGAACUAUGUGCAAAGGCAAAGUUAAUGUACCCCUGUCUCUACCAUUUAGAUGUUAAGUUGUAGCAAGUCACUGUAGUGAAGGGGAGACUUUCUGUGGCCUCUCAGUGUGCCUUCCUCCCCUCCACCAUGUGUUAAACAUGACAGCCAGGGCCCCCGGUAUCAUGGUUCUGUGGGGUAGGAGGGUGGUACUCCCGACGUGCAGGGAGCCCCUGGAAGCAGGCGGGAUGCACUCCACACCCAGAAGGGGUGCCGAGGUGCUGCAAGCAGUCAUUCUGUUGAAAUUCCUGGCAGGCCAAGGCUCUGGAAGCCUAGAGCCACAAAGUGGCAGGAAGCACGAGUGUGCCAGGCCAGGCUGCGUCUCCUUUGGUAUCUUCCCCUUUCUAGAGAUUUCUCCCCCUACCCCUAUUUUGGUCUGGUUUGGCUUCUACAGGAAGAGGGGUAGAAAGCCAGGCCCUCUUCUCUGGAAAGUCACCUUGAGGUCUCUGGCAAGUUAACCCUUAACAGCAAUACCUCUCAGCCUGUCCCCUUUGCCAUCCCAGAAUUUCCUUAAAUAGUUGCCCUUGUGCCUGUCCUGUAACAUCUUCCAGGCCUCAGACUGGCAGCUCCUUGACAAUCUCUGAUGGCAUCAUGCUGGCUAAAAAUUAUGCUGUGUCUAAAGAAGAAUUUGAGCUUUUCAAUGAUCUCAUCCCACAUAGCCUUAUAGAUCUUGUAAAUAGGGGGCUCACAAAAGUAAUAUAUUGUAUUAUGGAAGAUAUUUUAUACUGUGCUGUUUCCUAAAUCCUACAAGUCCUGCACUUCUCUGACAAUUAUGACCCUCCACAUGCUUUGUAAGAUGGGGUGGGGAAUGGAAAUAUAUAUAUAAAUAUAGUAUAUAUUUUCCUAACCUGCCUUCUGGUUCUUCCUCAGAUAUCUGAGUCAUGAUAGAGGAAGGACUUGAGUUCAAUGUGUAGCAAAGUUAAGCUUCUGGACUGCAGUGUUCUUGCAAUUGCCUUAUGAAUUCACAAGCUCUAGGAGUUCUGAAUGGAAGGCAGACGAGAGGCACUUUAUCCAAUCCCAGAAAAAAAUCUCUAACCGUGUUCAUCUUGAAAAACUUAUAUUUUUAAUGUAAAAAAAGGGAGGGGGGGCCUUCUGGGACCUCACGAAUAUUGGAUGUCUACAAGUGCUUUUAUAUUUUGUAACUGUAAAAAAGGUUUCCUAUGCACAGAAGAGCAGUCAAAAAUCUGGUUGACUGCAAUACCACAUGAUGACUUUUGCAUGUACAAAGACAUUGUAUUCAGACUAUGAAAAUAGCAAAUAAAGCUUUGAAGCAAGUUGCA